CGAAAAUGAUUGAUCAGGGAAAACAUUUGAUACCAUGGAUGGGCGAUAGCGCAUUGAAGAUAGACAGGUGUUGUCUCGGCUGUGAAAAAACGCGCAGUGUGGCAGCGCGAUUUAUGCGCUCUGCACGGGCGCAGAAUCAGGUGCUCUCGUGACGCGGCGCUUAUGGCUGGCCGUCUAUGCAACAGCAAGGUGAGACACGGUGUAGAGAGACAAAUGGCAGCUGACGGUUGUAGGUAUUAUACGACCGCUCAGCACGGUAUGUAUUAGAACAUUAGACUCGGCUUUGUCUCAGGAGCGCAUAGGUCAUUCUUACGUACUCACAAGUAUACUGUAUCAAUUUGUCGAUGCUAUCUAAACACGUGUAUACGCAUCCAAUUUUGUUUGUAUCCAUACUGGAGUAACACUGAACAAUAUUUAUGCUUUGUUGUAUUGAUUUUUAACAUACUAUGUCAGAAAAGAUCCGCAUAUGUUUAAAGAUCUCAGAAAUUUAAAGAUUAAUAUAAAUCAUCUUAUAUUAGAAACAAUAUACAAGAUACUUUCAAGUUUUAUAUAUAUUGUUACUUAGUUUGCAAGACAAAACAGCAACGGAAAGAACAUUGCGCAAGGUGUCCUCGACAACUCUUAUUUUAUUUCAGAGAAAUUAUUUUGGUGGAGUUUACCUCCUCGAUUUAAAUUUACAGAUGCUGUGGCCAACUGUGUCUACAUCAAUCUAAAACGAUAUCAUCUUCCUUCUCUAAUGAUUGUAUUGUAUGUGUAUAGAUACGAUGGACGAGGGGCACUGGCUGACUUACGGAUUCAUGAACCACCACCAGGUGGUUUCGAUCAACGAACGAUAUUUACCGAGGAAGAAUUGAAAGUAGAGCAUCUAUGUGACGAGGAGCGCUAUCAAUCUCUCUACAACAAUGAUGCCGAAGAAUCCAUGUAUCAUGAAGAAGAAAUAAAAAGACUACAUCAAGCAUUGGAUUCUGAAUCUUCGUACAAUCAAGUAGGAUUUAAUUAUAAUGAAGAUGAGAACAAUCAGAAGGCUUCUGGCGAGGACUCUCAGAGUCCAAAACAAUCGGAAGACUCGCAAGAGGAAGAUCAGGCGUUUGUGCCACCUCCUGAGUUGGAAAUCCCCGAAGGAAUGAUUCUGCCAGAAACACAGAAAUUGAGUGCCAUUAUAACGAAAACGGCGCUGUUUAUAAGUCAACACGGAUGCCAAUUGGAAAUCUUGAUAAAGACGAAACAGGCAAAUAAUCCGCAGUUUGCGUUCCUAUCGAUAGACGAGCCGCUCCAUCAGUAUUACAAGUUUCUCCUCGAUGCUAUCAAGAAUGGAAAAUAUAAUCCCGAAAAGCAGCCUGAGAAAGAAGAAACCGAACCUGAGGAAGAGUCAGACCAAGAUGACGAAUCGUACCUGCACCCAAGUCUUGCGCCAUCAUUUACCAAGAUUGAAGCGGCGCCUAGCAUACCGAGCAUACAAUACAAACCAUCAGCGGAUUGCGCGUAUUCCAUGCUCGUGAAUAAGAUUACGGGAAAACCACCACCAUCCAAGGUACCACAGAUAUUAGACCCGACGAUGCAACCAAUGCCGCCGUCUGCUGGAUACUAUCCUCCACCACUGCCACCACAGAGAUAUCCUGCACCUCCUUAUCCUACGCCUAUGCAAUACUCGCACGGUCCAGUUAUAUAUGGACCAAAUGGGCAAAUGCAAUCGCCUUCGCAACUCGUCAGCAUGCCAACCAUAUCAAACGAGAUGGCUAUGACACAAAUCACAACAGUUAAAGAAACACCAUUGCCCUUGGUUCCAUAUGGGAUACCUACGCAAAAGCCACUCAGUAGACCUUCCUUUAUUGUACCACCGGCGGACGUGCAAAUCAUCAUCGAUAAGAUGGCGAGUUAUGUGGCGAAAAAUGGUCGUGAUUUUGAGACAAUCGUUAAGAACAAAGGAGAUUCUAGAUUUAACUUCUUAGAGCUAUCACAUCAGUAUCACGGUUAUUAUGCGCACAAGCUUACGAUGUAUGAAGGUGCGACAAAUCCGAAGGUGUUGACGGAAGAGGAACUGCUACAGAAGCAAGAACCGCAGGAGGAAAAACAAAAAAAGCUAGAGGAAUUGCAGAAAAAGCAGCAGCGAAUGGAAGAGGUGCAGAAGCGGGUGAAGAUGAUACAAGCGAAGAAAAAGAAUGGUGGCGACACAAAGACGAAACAGAGCCCCACAAAACAGAUCACCACCGUAUCGUUUUCUAUCAAAAAGCCAAAAGAUGGAGAGAGCACGGUGAUCGAGAAGAGAAACGCGUUACCGUUGGAGGAGAGUGAUGAAGAGAUGGACGACGACAAGAAGGACACGAAUUCUAAACCCAGUUCACCUCAGAGUAGCAAUGCCGACGUGAAUGCUUCGAUCCCCGCGAUUGAAGACAAGGAUCCACCGAAACCAGAUAAAAAACCGAAGAGCGACGACAAAGAAUUGGUGGAUCUGACCGAUGAUAUUCUCGAGGAUUGUCAGAAGGAAAUCAGGCACAAACAGGCGCAGGAAGACAGACUCAAGGACAAGUUGAUGGCAGCUGCGCGAGAUAAGCUACUAUCCAAAGAACGACAGUUGCAACUUGAAAGGAAAAAGAAAGCGGCCAUCUUUCUUAGUCAUAUCCAGGCACCAACAUCCAAGACUGGUUCUACUACUGUUACGGUGAAUCAAAAUUCGCGAAAAGAUGACUCGGAUGAAGUGCACUCCGUACCGUCGCCGCUUCUCGUCGAAGAAAACAAAGAUAGAUCUUCGCAGGAUACGAAAAUAUGCGGGAAUUCCUUGAUGGAUCGGCUAAAAAGCGCAGACUUGAGCGGCAAGAGGUCGCGACAGCGUUCCCGGAGUCGAAGCGGAAGUCGUACGGACCGGCAUAAGCUGCACAAAAAACAUAAGAAAAAGAAAAGUUCUCAUCGAAGCAGUUACGAUAGCUCCAGUUCCUCGCGCUCGCAUCGUUCCAAGAAGAGCAAGAAAUCGUCCUCGCACAGAUCGCGAUCGCGCAGUCCCUCGCAUAGACACCGACACAAUGUACGACGGCGAGGGAGCAACACAAGCUAUUCUGACUCGAGCUCGCCCUGAUGACACCUUUCCGCUUGAUUCAAAUAAGUUUGUAUCAAGCAAUCUUGUAUAUACGCACACAAAAUGAAUAUAUAAUAAUAUAUAAUAUAUUAUAU
Nylanderia fulva is the source of this 3165-nucleotide messenger RNA. It is a transcript of the gene su(w[a]), whose product is annotated as suppressor of white-apricot. Gene Ontology annotation, biological process: RNA processing; mRNA 5'-splice site recognition. The record is from RefSeq and is a predicted model, not a curated record. Gene Ontology annotation, molecular function: RNA binding. NCBI's taxonomy places the organism in Eukaryota, Metazoa, Arthropoda, Insecta, Hymenoptera, Formicidae.